Aspergillus ibericus CBS 121593 is the source of this 765-nucleotide messenger RNA. RefSeq names its product NAD(P)-binding protein. The record is from RefSeq and is a predicted model, not a curated record. The transcript has 2 exons. The coding region runs from base 1 to 765 and encodes 254 amino acids. Lineage: Eukaryota; Fungi; Ascomycota; Eurotiomycetes; Eurotiales; Aspergillaceae.
AUGCCUGGUCGACUUGAAGGACAGAUUGCACUGAUUUCUGGCUCCAGCCAGGGUUUCGGGCGCGGAAUCCUCGAAACCUUCGUACGCGAGGGGGCUUUUGUUCUCGGACUGGAUUUGAAGGCGGUCGACGGUCCUGUCAAUGGCUUCCCCGAAGAUCGUGCCUAUCAAAUCUCCGCAAAUGUAGCAGAAGAAGAAAGUUGGAAGCGAGCGCUCGCGACCAGUGUCGCCAAGUAUGGCAAGGCACCUUCCAUCGUCGUUCACAAUGCCGGGUGGUCUUACCCAAACAAGUCCGGCAUCGAAGUCACUGACGAGGAAUUUGAGCGCCUGUUCAACGUCAACGUCCGCAGCAUCUAUAUUGCGUCGAAGAUACUCAUUCCCGAGAUGAGGAAAAACGGCCCGGGAUCAACGGUGGUCAUUUCCAGCGAGAACGCCAUCCGGCCAGGCGCCACGCAGACUUGGUAUAACGCGACCAAGGCCGGUGUCUCCUCUGCUACAAAGUCUAUGGCCCUCGAGUUUGCCAGGGAUCAGCUUCGAUUCAACACUAUCUGCCCCACCUCGGGAAACACCCCUUUGCUGAAUAAAUUCGCCGGGAUCCCUGACGGUCCUGUUCCUGCAGAGAUCAUCAAGGCCAAGUGUGAGGCUAUCCCAAUUGGACGCCUGGUGGAACCGUCAGAUGUGGCCAAUGUUGCUCUGUUCCUUGCUGAAUCUGCGAGCUCCAUUAUUAGCGGGGUUGAGAUCUUGGUUGAUGGGGCGCGCUGCGUGUGA